Molecule: messenger RNA, 2151 nt
Organism: Gekko japonicus
Lineage: Eukaryota; Metazoa; Chordata; Lepidosauria; Squamata; Gekkonidae
Gene: LRRN2
Product: leucine rich repeat neuronal 2
Exons: 1
Coding region: 1-2151 (716 amino acids)
Molecular function (GO): protein binding
Source: RefSeq, a predicted model, not a curated record
AUGUGUCCUGUAAAAGCUUUCACCUUACAUGGAAGUUGGACUUGCCUGCUGAAAAUGAGACACUUCCAACUGAACUUGCUUCUCAUCUGUGUGGCAACUACCACUGCAAUUCCUGUCGUGCCCUGGAAAGUCAAAUGCCCACUGCAGUGUGUCUGCCAGAUCAGGCCAUGGUACACACCCAGGUCUGUAUACAGGGAGGCAGCCACAGUUGACUGUAAUGAUUUGUUCAUCUCCACAGUGCCUGAAAGCUUGCCAGAGGGGACACAGAUCCUUCUCUUGCAAAGCAACAAUAUUGUCAAGGUUGAGCAGAGCGAGCUGGACUACCUGAAAAAUCUGACUGAACUGGAUCUGUCACAGAACAGCUUCUCUGACAUUUUGGACUUUGGCCUGAAGAACAUGCCCCAGUUGCUGAGCCUUCACCUGGAAGAGAAUCAGCUGACUGAAUUGCCUGAUAACAGCUUCCUGGGCCUGGCCACUCUCCAGGAGCUUUAUCUUAACCACAAUCAAAUACGCAGAAUCUCUCCCAGAGCCUUUUUAGGCCUUGGAAACCUCCUUCGGCUUCACCUCAACUCCAACCGCCUGAGGACGAUUGACAGCCGCUGGUUCCAAGUACUGCCCAGUCUGGAGAUCCUCAUGAUUGGAGGCAACAAAGUAGAUGCCAUUUUGGAUAUGAACUUCAGGGCCCUGUCAAAUCUGAGGAGUUUGGUUCUGGCAGGAAUGAAACUGAGAGAGAUUUCAGAUUAUGCACUAGAAGGCCUGAGAAGUCUAGAGAGUCUGUCUUUCUAUGACAACAAGCUAGUCAAUGUCCCUAAGAAGGCACUACAGCAAGUCCCCGGUCUUAAAUUCUUGGAUCUGAACAAAAACCCACUGCAGAGGGUUAAGCAGAGUGACUUCACAAAUAUGUUGCACCUCAAGGAACUGGGACUCAACAACAUGGAGGAGCUGGUUUCUAUUGACAAGUUUGCCUUGAUCAACCUGCCUGAACUGACCAAACUGGAUGUGACCAACAACCCUAAACUGUCCUACAUCCACCCCAGUGCUUUCCACCACCUCCCCCAGAUGGAGACCCUCAUGCUGAACAACAAUGCCCUAAGUGCCUUGCAUAAGCAGACACUGGAGUCCCUCCCCAAUCUGCAGGAAAUAAGCAUCCAUAGCAACCCCAUCCGCUGUGACUGUGUCAUCCGAUGGGUCAACAGUACCGAGAACCACAUACGUUUCAUUGAGCCUCAGUCCACAUUAUGUGCAGAGCCUCCAGACCUAAAGAAAAAGCACAUCCGAGAUGUCCCCUUUAGGGAAAUGACUGACAGGUGCCUGCCCCUCAUCUCUGACAAAAGCUUUCCUUCCCAUUUAGAGGUGGCAGAUGGAGAGGACAUCUCUCUACACUGCAGAGCUCUGGCAGAACCAGAACCAGAGAUAUACUGGGUCACACCAUCAGGUCGUAAGCUGAUGCCAUACUCAGACGAUGGGAAGUUUAAAGUGUACCCUGAAGGGACAAUGGAAAUCCACAAGGUCACAGCACAAGAGGCUGGGCUCUACACAUGUAUGGCUCAAAACCUCAUUGGUGCAGAUACCAAAAGCAUAAGUCUGAUGGUCAACAGUUCUUUCCCCUUCAGUGAGGAUGCCCUGGAGCUGCUAGUGAAGGAAGUCCAGGCCUACCACAUCCUGGUUGCCUGGAAACCUCACCUCAACACAGUUUCUUCUAACCUCACAUGGUCCAGCUUCAGUCCCAACUUAGAUAUGACCAACAUGGCCCGUAUCCCAACAGGUACUCACAUGUACAAUAUCACACGACUCCACCACAACACAGAAUAUUGGGCUUGCCUUCAUGUAGCCUUCAUAGACUUGCAGAGCAAGGUGGCUUGUGUCAAUGCCAGGACUAAAGAGGCUCAAUAUCGAUACCUCGAAAGCAGGCAGAGCCUACUGAUUGUGUUGUCUCUCUGCAUGUUGUUGCUGUGUAUCAGCCUUAUAGGCAACUAUGGUUUGGGCUUACUCAGGCCACAGGCUGGAAGCCAUGGGACCUGCAUAUUGUGGAAAACAGGCACAUCUUCAGUGCGUAUAGUAUCUCCACCCUUCAUCAAACACUGGGAUCGAGGGAGGAGGAGUGAGAAGCUUCUGGCUGUGGAGGUACAAGCAACACUACUGGACUCUUGA